UCCAGAAGGUUUAUGCGACCAAUAAAUUUAGGGUUUUUCACUCCAAUGUUCCCCUUUCCGGUAAAAUUUUAGUUUCUCAACGCAAUCACAGCUUUCUUUCUCAAUUUAUCUUCACGUUGUUUAAGUUGGUGUUCGAAGAUGCGGUCCCAAUCUCUGUCUUUCUCAGUGUAAUUUUAGGGUUUCGUGUUUAUAAGUUUUUCUUAAAUCUGUUAGACCAAUGUCGAGUGGUUUUGGAGAAUCAACGAAAUCAGCAUCAUCCUCUGAAGAGAACAGUUCCAUUAUCGAUGCCGGUGAUUUCAAUUGUAGCAUUUGCUUCGAUUUUGUUCAGGAACCAGUGGUGACGCUCUGUGGUCAUUUAUUCUGUUGGCGAUGUCUCUAUAGGUGGUUACAUCAUCGUUCUCGUCCUAAAGGAUGUCCUGUUUGCAAAGCUGUUGUUGAGGAAGAGAAAUUGGUUCCUCUUUAUGGUAAAGGAAAAUCGGUAACUGAUGAUCCGAGACUGAAAUCAUAUCUUGGAAUGGAGAUUCCUCCUCGUCCUUUCGGACAGAGGCCACAAACUGUUGAGGUUCAUGAGGAUGAUGAUGAGGAUGAUGAGGAGGAGGAUGAUGAUGAUGAUGAUGAUGAUGAUGAUGAUGAGGAAGAGGAUGAGGUGGAAUUUGUUCAGGCAGAGGUGUUGGUUGAGGAAGAGGAAGUUGUUGAGGAAGAGGAAGAGGAAGCUGAGGAUCCAGACUAUGUUGCUGCUCCUGACACUCCAUUUUUGCUGCGUGCGCGCUUGGAGUCUAGCGAACAGCGUUUCAAGGAGUAUCGUGAGUCUACAGAGCAGCGUUUCAAUGAGUAUAAUGAGUUUAUCAAUGAGUUUAAGGAGUUUCGCGAUGAGUAUAGGGAGUUUCGUGAGGCUCUGCAGCCACGUUUGGAGCAGAUUGAGCAGCGUAUCAAGGAUAUCAACGAGUGUCGUGUGGAGGCAGAGCAGCGUAUUGAACAGUGUCGUGCAGAGGCAGAGCAGCGUAUUGAGCAGUGUCGUGCGGAGGCAGAGCAGCGGAUCAAGGAGUGUCGUGCGGAGUAUGGUGCUGAUACAGAGUAGUGUUUCCAGAGUAUCAAUAAUUAGGUUUAAAAUUUGGAUUAGUGUUUUUAGUGAUAUUGUUAGUUAUAUACUUAGUUUUUUGUUCUGAAUGAAUAUCUUCUAAUGCUGUAUUGUUCUCAUUGCAUAUUUCUGGAAAGUGUUCAUGCAUAUAAAACCUUGUUUUUUUAACUCUA
This is a messenger RNA of Vicia villosa (hairy vetch), 1251 nucleotides long. RefSeq lists its product as uncharacterized. Lineage: Eukaryota; Viridiplantae; Streptophyta; Magnoliopsida; Fabales; Fabaceae. The transcript has a single exon. Gene Ontology annotation, molecular function: metal ion binding; ubiquitin protein ligase activity; ubiquitin-like protein conjugating enzyme binding. The coding region runs from base 218 to 1078 and encodes 286 amino acids. Gene Ontology annotation, cellular component: endoplasmic reticulum. The record is from RefSeq and is a predicted model, not a curated record. Gene Ontology annotation, biological process: ubiquitin-dependent protein catabolic process.